This is a messenger RNA of Sarcophilus harrisii (Tasmanian devil), 6987 nucleotides long. RefSeq names its product Cbl proto-oncogene B (gene CBLB). The transcript has 19 exons. Gene Ontology annotation, molecular function: ubiquitin protein ligase activity; calcium ion binding; receptor tyrosine kinase binding. Gene Ontology annotation, cellular component: membrane raft; plasma membrane. Gene Ontology annotation, biological process: negative regulation of epidermal growth factor-activated receptor activity; cell surface receptor signaling pathway. The coding region runs from base 499 to 3447 and encodes 982 amino acids. The record is from RefSeq and is a predicted model, not a curated record. NCBI's taxonomy places the organism in Eukaryota, Metazoa, Chordata, Mammalia, Dasyuromorphia, Dasyuridae.
GGGCUGCUGCUGGUGUGUCCCCAAGCCCAGGAGGGGGGGUGUAGUGGGGAGAAGCAGGAGGCGGGUGUGGAUUUAUUUCAACCUUAAAUUGUUGUCUUUUUUUUUUUUUUUUUUUUUUUUUUUUCCACGUCUUGCCUGAAGCUGGUUGGUAGAAGCUCCCUGUAUUUGGAAUAGCUGUCUUAUCUCACUCUCUCGGUGCUGCCAUCCCUCCUACGGCACCCGCCCCGACGUGCGCGCAUAGUGUAGCCUCACGCACACGCGUGUGCCUGCCUUCCCCCCAGGAGUCCUCUAUUGCCGGGAGAGAAGGCGAGGAAGAGCUCUGCUUGCGAGACUCAAUGUUUCUCCCGGGCCAAGUGCCCCUUGAGCAGCCAGACACGAGCUACGGAAGAGGAAGAGAGAAGAGCCCCCAGUUUGCUCUUGCUACAGUUGUUGCUGCUGCUGCCGCCGCUGCUGUUUGAAGAGGGUAUUCUCAUAAUUGCUGAAGAACCGAGGUCCCAGAUGGCUAACGCUAUGAAUGGCCGGAACCCUGGUGGCAGAGGAGGAAAUCCCAGAAAAGGACGGAUCCUGGGCAUUAUUGAUGCUAUCCAGGAUGCAGUUGGACCACCUAAACAAGCUGCAGCUGAUCGAAGAACUGUUGAGAAGACUUGGAAACUCAUGGACAAAGUGGUAAGACUAUGCCAAAAUCCCAAACUGCAGUUAAAGAACAGCCCACCAUACAUACUUGAUAUUUUGCCUGACACUUAUCAACAUUUGCGACUCAUACUGAGCAAAUAUGAUGAUAACCAGAAACUUGCACAACUCAGCGAAAAUGAGUAUUUUAAAAUCUACAUUGAUAGCUUAAUGAAAAAGUCAAAACGAGCAAUCCGACUCUUUAAAGAGGGGAAAGAAAGAAUGUAUGAGGAACAAUCACAGGACAGGCGGAAUCUCACCAAGUUGUCCCUCAUCUUCAGUCACAUGUUGGCAGAAAUCAAGGCAAUCUUUCCUAAUGGGCAGUUCCAAGGGGAUAAUUUUCGUAUCACAAAAGCAGAUGCUGCUGAAUUCUGGAGAAAGUUUUUUGGAGACAAGACUAUCGUGCCGUGGAAAGUAUUCAGGCAAUGUCUCCAUGAGGUUCAUCAAAUUAGCUCUGGCUUGGAAGCAAUGGCUCUAAAAUCAACGAUUGAUUUGACUUGCAAUGAUUACAUUUCAAUUUUUGAAUUUGAUAUUUUUACCAGGCUAUUUCAGCCCUGGGGUUCCAUCUUACGGAAUUGGAAUUUUUUAGCCGUUACACAUCCUGGUUACAUGGCAUUUCUAACCUAUGAUGAAGUCAAAGCACGGCUACAGAAAUACAGCACAAAACCUGGAAGCUAUAUUUUCAGGUUAAGUUGCACUCGAUUAGGACAGUGGGCCAUUGGAUAUGUCACAGGAGAUGGUAACAUCCUGCAGACCAUACCUCAUAAUAAACCCUUAUUUCAAGCCCUGAUUGAUGGUAGCAGGGAAGGAUUCUAUCUGUAUCCUGAUGGACGAAGUUAUAAUCCUGAUCUGACGGGAUUGUGUGAACCUACACCACAUGAUCAUAUCAAAGUUACACAGGAACAAUAUGAAUUGUAUUGUGAAAUGGGCUCUACUUUCCAGCUUUGUAAAAUCUGUGCAGAAAAUGAUAAAGAUGUAAAGAUUGAACCUUGCGGGCAUUUGAUGUGUACGUCUUGUCUUACUGCAUGGCAGGAAUCAGAUGGUCAAGGCUGUCCCUUCUGCAGAUGUGAAAUAAAAGGAACUGAGCCCAUUAUUGUGGAUCCUUUUGAUCCAAGAGAUGAGAGCUCCAGGUGCUGUAGCAUUAUCGAUACCUUCAGUAUGCCAAUGCUGGAUUUGGAUGAUGAUGAUGACCGAGAAGAAUCUUUAAUGAUGAAUCGUUUGGCUUCAGUUCGAAAGUGCAAUGAAAGACAGAAUUCUCCAGUAACAUCACCUGGAUCUUCUCCUCUUGCACAAAGACGAAAGCCACUUCCAGAUCCUCUUCAGAUACCACAUCUUAGCCUUCCACCAGUACCUCCCCGCCUGGAUCUCAUUCAGAAAGGUGUAGUUCGUUCUCCCUGUGGCAGCCCAACUGGUUCACCAAAGUCUUCUCCAUGCAUGGUGAGAAAGCAAGACAAACCUCUGCCGGCACCUCCACCUCCCUUAAGAGAUCCUCCACCACCUCCACCUGAAAGACCACCUCCCAUCCCACCUGACAACAGAUUAAGUAGACAUUUCCAUCAUCUGGAAGGUGUACCUUCCAGAGACCAACCCAUGCCUCUUGAAGCCUGGUGCCCCAGGGAUGUGUUGGGGACAAAUCCAUUGCUAGGAUGUCGAAUCUUGGGGGAUGGCUCACCUAAACCUGGACUCACUGCAAGUUCAAACAUAAACGGAAGGCACAGGAUAGGCUCUGAUCAAGUACUUAUGAGAAAACACAGACGCCACGAUUUGCCUUUGGAAGGAGCUAAGGUCUUUUCUAAUGGUCACCUGGGAAGUGAAGAAUAUGAUGUCCCUCCCCGGCUUUCCCCUCCUCUUCCAACUACAUCCUUCCUUUCUAACCUAAAGUGUCCUAUUCCUUUAACAAAUAGUCUGUCAGAAAAAAUAAAAGAGAACGUAGAGGAAGAGGAUGAUGACUACAAGAUUCCUUCAUCCCAUCCUGUAUCCCUGAGCUCACAACCACUUCAUUGUCAUAGUAUAAAGCCUGCUGUACGGUCCUGUGAGAAUGGUCAAUGUAUAAUGAAUGGAAUACAUGGUACCUCAUCAGAGCUGAAGAAAUCAAAUCCCCCUGAAUUAGGUAUAUAUAUAAAGGGAGAUGUUUUUGAUUCAGCUAUUGUUCCAGUGCCAUUACCACCUGCCAGACCUCCAUCCCGGGACAAUCCAAAGCUUGAUUCUUCACUCAACAGGACGCCCUCUGAUUAUGAUCUUCUCAUCCCACCAUUAGGUGAAGAUGCUUUUGAUGUCCUUCCCCCAUCCCUCCCACCACCCCCACCUCCUGCCAGACAUAGUGUCAUUGAACAUACAAAACCUCCUGGCUCUGGGAGCCGGCCAUCCUCAGGACACGAUCUCUUUCUUCCUCCUUCAGAUCCCUUUUUUGAUCCAGCAAAUGGCUUAGUACCUAUGCCUCCUGCUCGGAGAUUAACAAGUGAAAAUGUCAAAACAAACAGGAUAUCUCAAGACUAUGAUCAGCUUCCUUCAGCUUCAGAUGGUUCACAAGCUCCUGCCAGACCUCCUAAGCCACGGCCCCGCAAGACUGCACCAGAAAUUCACCAUAGAAAAGCCCAUGGUCCUGAAGCAGCAUUGGAAAAUGUUGAUGCAAAAAUUGCAAAACUUAUGGGAGAGGGCUAUGCUUUUGAAGAGGUGAAAAGAGCCCUAGAGAUAGCCCAGAACAAUGUUGACGUGGCCCGUAGCAUCCUAAGAGAAUUUGCCUUCCCUCCUCCUGUUUCUCCAAGGCUAAAUCUAUAGCUACCUGGAUUUUGAAUCUCUCAAAUGGAAAUCAGCAGAUGAGGAAUUCUAGAAAUGUGUAAGUGAGAGCAAAUGCAAGAUGGAUUUCAAAAGAGAAAGUUUUCUCUCUCCUUUUGUAGAAGAGAGCCCAACUGGUGCAGCUUUUCAAAGGAAGACAGCUGCUGUACUGAAGAUGUAAAUGGGCUGCGUGCGGCUUACAAUAUUUUUGCUAGCCAUACUUUUAAAUCAGGGUUGAACUGACAAAAAAAAUAAUUUAAAGAAGUUUACUUCCCUUGAACUUUGAAUCUGUGAAAUGCUUUUCCUUGUUUACAAGUUGGCAAGUUACAGUUUUGUUUUGUUUUGUUUUGUUUAAUUUGAUAUCUGUACUGUAUGUGACCUAUAUGUGACCCUUUGUAGUAUAGACAAGUCUACUGUAGCAUUUCCUAGUAACCUCUCUCCCAUCCAUAUCAGCAGAAGAAUCAUCAGAAUUUAUUUCAAUUUGAUUUUCCCCUUCACAUGCCCAUUUCUGUUUCUCCAGUUUAUAUAUGUUAAUGGUUUUUGAAUUUUAAUUUAGUGAACAAAUGCAAAAAAAAAAAAAGUAUGUGGCCUUCACUACUGAGUCUUUUCUUCUGAAACCAUCAGUUUGGGGUGGUGGGAGGAGGAUGAGAGGGGUAGAAUCUGAAUGUAUAAUGCAUUAUUUUAUCAAGGAGCUAUCCUUUCUGAGGUAUUUGCGCAGUAAUAAAGAACUACCUUUCUUUUUACUGUAGAUAUUGGGGUGUUUCAUCUACCAAAAUCUGAUCUAGAUCAUCACAGUUCUGCAAAAUCUAAGAGAUGGCCAUACAACUGCUGCAGAUAUUCGCAAAAUUCAAAUGCAUAGGAUAAUGCUAUACUGAAGUUAUUUAAUGAGGUCACCUGCUAUUGGGCAUACUGAAUAAUGGGGCCUCCUCUUUGAAUUAUAUUAAUAAUUUUCACAUAAAAUUAUGGUCAAACGUUUUUUCCAGAGUGUAAUACAGUUCAUUUCCUGUUUGAAUGAUUAUACUUGGUUCAUAACGACUUCGGGAACCAGUUCAUAUUAGCUUGGAAACUUUAAAUCUUUGAUGCACUGUUAAGUGCUAAUGCUACUGUGGCAAUAUAUUUUUCCAGAGUUCCUAGUAAUUUCCUCCUUGUGCACUCAAAUUAGAAUCCAUAUUUAAUUCGUAGACUCACUCCUUCAUUGCCCCUUCUAAUUAAGUGAAAGUAUCCAAAAAUUCCUCAGUCUUAUCAUACAGAAGUGGUUCUUCUGAAGCCAUUUUGCAAAAUUUAAUCAAUUGGCAAGUAUUAAAUACCUGCUACAUAUAGCCAGCACAAUUUUAGGAACUGCACAAACUGACACUAGCUGACUCUAGAUUAAUCUUUCCUUGUUAUAUCUGAUCUUCUCUUUGCAAAAUGGCCUCUAAUUUUAAGACAAUAUUUUUAAAAUAGCUCUGUUUAGAUUUCACGGUUAUUUUCAUAUUUCUUUGCCUUACAGAAAGAUGGAAAAUAAGAUAAAGCUAAAUCAAUGUGCUCCUUUCUUCAUCCUAAAUUGCCUGGUCCACCUAAGAAUAUUCUUUUCUAAUAUAAACUAAUCUUGACCUUAAUAUGUGUCUUCUGCCGCUCUCCUUCCUCAUCAGCAUAGUAGCAUGUUGUAAAAGAUAUCUGACUUAGGAAGCCUAACAUCAGGGAUAAAUUCACCUGCAGUCUACAGUAAUUUGAAGAAUAUUUGCCAAACAUCUGAUACAAAAUGUUGACAAAAAAAGCAGGCCCAAUACACAUUAGCAUUUCCCAAAACUAAUUCCAAUAUUCCCCGGGGUAGUUGGGGGGAAGAGGGAAAACAUCAUAAACUCAAUUCUUUUCAGAACUGCACCUAUUUAUUUUAAAUUUUUAAGUCCCACAGUAGGAGAUGCUCAAAGAGACUUGAGACUUGAGCAGACACAAGUUAGGGAUCUUCAUUCUAUUGCUUGAUUUCUGCAAAUAUCUCUCAGCUGAUGGUUGGCCAGAAAGGGGAAUUUGCUUUUUUCAUUCACUGUUCAUUCUGUGAAUAGGCAUACCAAAGCCCAAAUGACCAUAUUUUUAUUCUUCCUUUUCUGGAUUGCGGUAACUUAAUUUCUUUACUUUUCUUUUGAUAGCAUGCACAGCUUUCAGUUUUGUGCAUUGGAUACUUCAUAAAGGAAACACCAUAUCCUACAUUAGCCAUGUUAAAGAAAUUUCUGAUUGUAUAUGUGUGCUAUUAAGAAACAAGUGGCUUCUUUAUUAGAAUAGCAAUCUGUUCCUCCUACCUUCAUAAAAUUGGUGAAAAAAUAAUGCAUUGCAACUUCCACAGGUUCUCAGAACUUAAAGUGAGCCUUCACCUAUCUGUCAGCAAAGAUAGCUGAACAUUUAAUAAAUUUGAUCUAAGAUCUUCAAAUCAAUGAGCACUAUUUUAAAAGUGAAAACUUUCAUGCACAGAAAACUUUCCAACUGAUCAAAAUAUCUACUUUUGUGUUCAACAGUUUACAUCAUUUUAUCAUCUCAAAUGAACCUAUCAGAAAUUCUUUUGCAGCAAAGAAAAGAGAUACAUCAAACAUUAUAUUAAAUAUGAGAUUUUUUUGAAAGAAUUGUUGCUCUCUUUUAUAGGGGACAUCAGAAAGAUUAUUUUGAAAAUAUCUAAAAUACUAAAAACUCCCUCUACUUAACAAAAAUUUGUGCUUCUAUAGUUAGAAGUGGUCUAGAUUUUAUGUAUUUGUAACCUAAAAAGUAUGUGUGUGUGUGUAUGUAUACACACACACACACACACACACACAUACACACACACACACAUACAUAUAUUUUUUUUUUCUGUAUGUAUCAAAAAUAUCUACAGAAUUGUUUAUUUUGAUCAGUAUUCUGUAUGAUAGGAAGGUAAAGAUGAAAUUUAAAUUCCUGUGAGGUUUUUUGUGGACAAACUUUCCCCAUUGACUUUCCAGUUCACUCAUCUCUGGCUUCUGCUGUUAAUUUGGUUUUUUAAUAUCUAUUAUUGUACUGCUAGGAAAAUAAGAUUGAUAUCCUAGCGAGACUUUCUAAAAGUUAACCAGAGUUAACUCUAAAAGCUAACCAUGCAUAGCUUCAGCCCAACUCCCUUCCAAAGAAAUGGCUCUUAUUCUUCUUUCCUAUUCCUGAACCUUCACACGUUGGCAAAUGGUCAUUAGAGCUCUGAUCGUAACUCCCAAGGGCCCACUUUUUAUAACUGUCAGUAUUUCACAUUCCAAGAACACUUGGCAAAGAUUUCUUCAUAAUGUGAAUUUUUUUAUGCACCAGAAGCAUUUCCUGUAGAUGUUUGGAAUUUUUUUUCCUCUCAGAUUUUCAACUUGAAGCUUUACUUUGCACUUAGUAUCUGACUUGGUUAUAUUUUAAAUUUUUUGUGUCUUAAGCUUGACAGAUUUGGAAGCAAACUACAGUACAUUUUAAAUAGUUUCAGGUACUACCUGUUAACCUGGAAUUUAAAGGUUCUAGGAAAAGUUUCCAGAAAAAAAGACAGAAAUUGAGUGCAUAUUUGAAGGGUUUUCUUCCAAAUAACUAUUUUAUCAG